Molecule: messenger RNA, 1898 nt
Organism: Hevea brasiliensis (rubber tree)
Lineage: Eukaryota; Viridiplantae; Streptophyta; Magnoliopsida; Malpighiales; Euphorbiaceae
Exons: 6
Coding region: 240-1751 (503 amino acids)
Biological process (GO): positive regulation of ubiquitin-dependent protein catabolic process
Molecular function (GO): cullin family protein binding
Source: RefSeq, a predicted model, not a curated record
CAGCUCCUGUUGCCACGUGGCAGGCGAUAACAGGACGGAAAGCAAGCGAUAGCAUGUCGCGGUCGCAGGCUACUAUUUCUCUCCAAUACGUAUCGGAGUCACAGAGUUUCGACUUUGGAGUCUUGAAUGGGUGUUAGCUAAGCUAAUCAAUCACUGAUCGGUCGAAACAUAGCGGAGGACGAAAACGCAGAAAACAACGCAAAAAGAGAGAACCUUUCCAUCGAGAGAGAGGAGUCCUUAUGGAGGAGUACAAGGAUGUGUUGUUGAAGUCGCUCCAGAACGCCGGCGUUUCAAUCCCAAGCAACGUUGCAUCGGUCCAAGACUUGACGCCGGCAACUUUGGUCUCGAUCUGUGCUCAGUCUCUUAACCUCCUCGAUGAAACGGCGUCGUUGCCUUCAUCUUUCCCCGACUCCAUGGUCGAUAAAUUCAAGAUCUGUACGGAUAUGGCUUUAGCUAUUAAGAGACUCGGUUACCUUGGAGACAUGACCUAUUAUAAGUUCCUGUAUCCAUCAGAAGAGGACUUGUUUAAGUUGGUGAGAUUCUUAGUGGAAAGGCUUUCUGAGUCAUCUGUUGAUGUUAAAUUCCCUGAUCUGAAGGAUGCAAAUAGCAGAAGGAAAAUAAAAGAGGAGGGCUCUACUGAUAAUUUGGAGGACUGGAUGGAGAAAGCUGAUGACAGAGGGUUAGAUCUUAACCAUAACCAGGAAAAAUUCAAGGAUCUUAGUCUUCAUAAUGUAGAAUCAGAGUUGUCUGAUUCCAAGGUUGAAGACACGUCCUUCAGUGGGUUAAGGACAACAAAUUUUGGCAAGGACAAAUUGGCUUUUGUUGGAAUUGGAAACCUUUUGGCUGCAGAAGGGAACUCAGGAAGAGAUGCAUUUCAGAAAGCGAAUCCUGCUAGGGACCAGUCAUCCAAGAUGAGACGUGAGAGUGAAAUAUUACAAGAUGAAGAAAAAGUUCUCAUGAAGGAGGUGGCUGCAAGGAAUUCAGAAUUACAGAAACUUGAACAAGAGUUGGAGUUGUUAAAGGACGCAGCAGAAAUGGCAUUUGAUGAUCACCACCCUAUUGAAUUUUAUCUUGAGCUGCUUAACAAGCAAGUAGAUUCCAAAAAGUUUAAUAUUGUGGAAUUGGAGUCAAAGUGGGAUGCUUUCAAAAAGCCUCUGGAGGAGAAAAAGAGAACCCUAGAGGAGUCUCUUUAUGCAAACAUACCAGAGGCUCAAGAGAAGCUACAAAAGUUGAGGGAAGUUGAGCCGGAAAAGCAGUCCAUCUUGUCUGAACUUAGGAGGCGGGAGGAGGAACAUUCGAAACUUUGUGUGGAUCUUGGGAAGCUGCCUAAACUGCCAACUAGAACAUCCUAUAUAGAGCGGAUAAAGGAGAUCACGAAAAACAGUCGAAAACAGGAUGCUGACAUAGAGCGGAUUUUAAAAGAAACCAGAGAGAUUCAGUUAGAAAGCAACUCUAUACGAGAAUGCCUCGAUAGAACCUAUGCUGUUCUGGAUGAAAUGAUAUUCAGGGAAGCAAAGAAAGACCCAGUAGGACGCCAAGCUUAUAGGCUUCUCACUAGCAUACAUGAGUGCUUUGAACAAAUUUCUGAGAAAAUCCUCAUGAGUGACAGAAUACAAAGAGAAGUGGCUGAAUAUGAAAAGAAACUAACAGCCAUGGCCUUCCGGAGCUUAAAUGUAGAUAAACUGCAAGCUGAUCUCGACGCCAUCAAAAAAGAAAACGAGCACCUUGAGCAACAACUUGAAGAUAAUUGAUGCCACAACUCAUUCCUGUGGCUAUAAUAUGCUAAUUCAAUUGUUGUUCCAUACCAUAACUUGAUUUGGUUUCUGGGGAAUUUUUAUUUACACGCGAUAAAAUAUUAUAUUCACUUUAUCAAAAUGAGAGCAAUGGUUUGAGAUUAA